Molecule: messenger RNA, 1500 nt
Organism: Arabidopsis lyrata subsp. lyrata
Lineage: Eukaryota; Viridiplantae; Streptophyta; Magnoliopsida; Brassicales; Brassicaceae
Exons: 1
Coding region: 944-1369 (141 amino acids)
Source: RefSeq, a predicted model, not a curated record
AGCUGUCAAUUAAAAAAAAUUACGAACAAAAGAGGUCAUAGCUCAGUGCCUCAGUGGUAAAGCAUUGGACUGCAGUUCGAGAGGUCACUGGUUCGUAUCCGGUUGGACUCUUUCUCAUUUUUCCGCUUUGUAGAUAUGAUACGAAACGUUUGGUUCGACCAGUGGCUUUCGCUCAUCUAUUUUAACUAAUGAAUGAUUUAAUGAAAAUAGUAAUCGGUUAACAGAUAUAUGCCUAUUAAAAUUUAAUAAGGUCACGGAUCUGAUAUUCCUUCCCUACCAACCCAAAUAGUCCUACAACAAAAUUAUCCAUAAGUUGAAAAAACAAAAAAGAAACAAUAUAAGAAUGAUGAUAUGUUCCUAAUGUAAUAAGCUAAUAGCUUAGUUAUUGCAUAGUGCAACUCCAAAAUUAAUAAAUGAAAAUCAAACACAUUAUUGGUUCAUCCCCACGGGUCAUAUUAACUAUUUGUCCUUAUGUAGUCAUACAUAUAUAUUUCUUGUAUUAUGAUAAGAUUACAUAUUACAGUUUGUAUAUAUGUGUAUUUAUAUAAGUAUAAUAAAAAAUAAUCACUUUUAGUCUAUCCAGAAGAUAUUCAGUUCAAAUAUUUGCUAUAUUGCUGGCAUCUUUUAUAAGAUUUUUAUCUAGAAGAGAAACAUAACAACAUGAAUGCAAGAGAACAAAAAAAGACAAAUUUUUAGAAAAAUGAGUUUUAAAGAAUGAGGAUAAGGUAAUAUUAUUAUACACAGCGUGGAGUAUCACAUGCAAUGCAAGUAGUGAUUAAGAGACAACGAAGAGACUGUUUGAUCAAUCCUUGUCUCAGAGUUACUCUCUAUUUAGUAUUUAUAAACUCAUUCUUGAACCAAGAACAGUCAAAUCAAACUCAAAAUUUAGUUUUAAACUCUCUGAUUCUUUCUUUUCUUCUUUCAUUUUUUUGUUUCUGUGAAGAUGGGGAAUUGUUCGCAAAGAGCAGUAUCCGAUGGUGGUGGUUCGGUUACUGUAAUUGCGACAGAUUCAAGAAACAUUAUGGAAGAAUAUUACAGAAGCCGGAGAUGCAGCUCGUUGCCAAUAACUAGAGAGAAAACCUUAGGGUCUCUUGUUAGACAAGGCACAACAAGCCCUAGAGGAGUACUUGGGCCAAAGAUACAAGUGUCACCGCAAAGAAGAAAUGGUGUGUGGAAAGCGAAAGUUGUGAUCGGAAGUAAGCAGCUUGAAGAGAUUUUGGCGGUUGAAGGCAAUACACAUGCUUUGAUUGAUCAGCUCAGGUUUGCUGCAGCAGAAGCUUUAGUUUCUUCAACCUCUGCCUCGGACAUGGUCAGAGUUAAAAGCUUAUCGUCCCGGCCCCGGAAAAACAAUGAGAACUACUUCUGUUAGGUUCGAUGAUUGCGGGUGUUUUGCAGGGUUUCUCAUUUGUAUUCCUAGCAAAAGGUGUAUAUUGUACAUAAAUGUAAAUUCAUUUGAGAAAUGAAAAAAAUAUAUAUAUAAAUACAUUUGGUUCUGUUUGA